CUGUUUGAUUCUGGGGCACAGAAUGAUCCUCAGGAUGAGUAUGGUGAUUCUCUGGACCUUGAGAGUGACGAAAAAGAAUGCAAACCUGGACCAAGCAGUCAGCACACAGCAAACACUACUGUCAACCACAACUUGGAGGAGGAAGGCAUUAGACAGGGAGACAGUGGCCUUCUUUUCCCAGAGACUGAGCCUUUAAAAGCUCAGCACCCACCCUCUGAAAACCCGGGGACAGGUCUCUCAAACCCUGGAGAGCCAGCUACUUCAGUAGAUGACCAGGUGAUGGAGGAAGGGCCCUGGCUUAAACAUCCAUCCUUCCUGGCUAUGCAUCCACAGCCUCAGAAGAGACCAAAACAGGCUGUGCCCCAGGAGCAGCAUUCUGAAGCAGAAAUGGGCCCUGUCAUCUUGAGCCAUGAUUAUCCAGAGCCUGCCUUUCCAAGCCCAGAGACCCAGCAGGAGGGGAUUCCAGGCCCUGCUUCCCCUCAGCUGGCCCUUCCUCUGGAAGAAGUUGAGGAACGUGGGCCAUCUUCCUCCCUGCCAGGAUCUCAGAAGGCCAAUUUGGAAACCAUGUGGGGACAAGGAGCUGUGGCAAUAGAUCAAGAACUGGUUACACUGUUAGUGAAAGAAACAGAGGCAAGAUUUCCAGAUGUGGCAGAUGGAUAUGUCAAAGAGCUUAUUCAUUUGAAGAACUACUAUGAUUUGAAUGUACUUUGUAAUUUUCUUCUGGAAAACCCAGAUUAUCCAAAGAGAGAAGACCGGACCAUUCUCCACCCCAGCAGCAGUCUGCUUGCCAGCCAGAAUGAUGUGGAGUUGACUAACAUAGACUUUUUUGACUAUUCCAAACUGACUCCACUUGACAAGCAAUGCUUCCUCCAAGCUGGUGAACUCUUGAUGGCUGAAUUCAAGAUGCUCAACAGCAAAGACAUCAAGUGGGCCCUACACGAGUUCAAAGGACACUAUGCGAUCACCCGGAAGGCCUUUUCUGAUGCUUUUAAAAAAUGGCAGGAGCUGUCACCUGAAGCCAGUGGAGAACAGACAAAGGGGAAAGAAAUGAACCAGGAUUCUUUCAUAGAUUUCAAAUUUGAACAAGGUGAAAUAAAAAUAGAAAAGAGGAUGUUCCUUUUGGAAAAGAAGCAUCUACAGUUUAGACACUGUAGAUCCUAUGAGCUGAGCGACCUCCUUCCAGCUGUGCGGCUUGAGCGGGAAUUCUAUGAGCAGAAAAUCAAAGAGAUGGCAGAGCAUGAAGACUAUUUGCUAGCCCUGAAGAUGAAUGGAGAACAAUAUGAACAGGACGGACAGCUGAUUGAGUGUGGGUGCUGCUAUGGGGAGUUUCCAUUUGAGGAGCUGACACACUGUUCUGAUGCUCACCUGUUCUGCAAGGAAUGCCUCAUCAGAUAUGCCCAAGAGGCGGUGUUCGGGUCUGGAAAGUCAGAUCUGAGCUGCAUGGAAGGCAGCUGCACAAGUUCCUUCCCCACCAGUGAACUGGAGAGGGUGAUUUCCCAGGCUGUUCUGUACAAAUACUAUGAACGCAGAGCUGAAGAAGCAGUCGCUGCAGCCUGUGGUAAGGAGCUUGUCUGCUGGUGUAGCUUCCCAGGGUCAACAACUUCAAGAUCAACUUCCGUCCUAUGCCAGCACCAUACUUUCCACCUCUGCCCAACGUGCAUGUCAGCUAUGACUUUGGCCUCGUGCAUGGGGCCCUGGAGCACAACCUGCACAUGCGAUUAG
This is a messenger RNA of Phodopus roborovskii (desert hamster), 1722 nucleotides long. Its product is annotated as E3 ubiquitin-protein ligase RNF216-like. The transcript has a single exon. The annotation marks the transcript as partial. Lineage: Eukaryota; Metazoa; Chordata; Mammalia; Rodentia; Cricetidae. The record is from RefSeq and is a predicted model, not a curated record.